Molecule: messenger RNA, 420 nt
Organism: Micromonas pusilla CCMP1545
Lineage: Eukaryota; Viridiplantae; Chlorophyta; Mamiellophyceae; Mamiellales; Mamiellaceae
Exons: 1
Coding region: 1-420 (139 amino acids)
Source: RefSeq, a predicted model, not a curated record
AUGCAGUCCAUCACGUCCACGACCACGCUCUCCGCGCGCGUCCAGGCGCGUCUCGAUCCGCGCGCGUCUCGCGUCGCCCGCGUCGCGCGACGCGGUCGUCUCCCGAAAACCGUUCCCUCCCGCCUCCGCCGACGACAGAUCGCUCUCGUCUCCUCCCCGCGUCUCCGUUCGCAGGCGCCGACGCGCCCGAAGUCCGCGCGCUCCACCUCCGUCGUCCCGAACGCGACGCGCGACUCGAAGAAAGCCGCGGCGGAGGAGGAGGAGUCCUCGUUCUGGAAGAAGGUGUUCCUGAAGGACGGCCAGGAGGAGGUCUCGAGCGCCGAUUACCAAAAGUUCCAGAAGGAGCUCAACGAGAAGAAGGCGGCGGCGAAGGCGCGCAACGCGGACAAGGGCAAGUUCGACGGCUGCGUCGUCAUGUGA